CAAGUGCACCAUUUAUACCCACAUACAGUAAUUACAUCAUGUCUUCCACAGAGCGGAAUGAUAAAGAUCUUUCAUUGAAGCUGUCAAAAGCAUAUCUCAACUUCUCCCUUACACCUGUUCUUUGUUUACAUUUUCUUUUUCAGGAUUAUCGACGACGAAUGUAGAAAUACAAUCCUUGAGAUUUAAUCAGAAAUGCCAAGAUAAGAGGUGUUUGAAAACCUCAAAGUGUUUGUGUACUUGUAAGUCACAGUGUUCUCCUGUUACGUCAGAGGCAGAUCAUUGUUGUGAGCGUGUUCUUUUCGUGACAUUCACUAAGUUAAGAUAGACGGUCAAACAGGUUCCAGUCAGAUGACACCGGUCUGCGCUGACAUGAGGGAGUGGUUUUAUGUAUUUACUUCUUUACUUCAGAGAAUAAGAAAAGAAUAGAAGUGGAAGUUGUUUAAGGAAACAAUGGAGUGAUUGGUCAGCGACUGCUUCUGGUGUCUGGAUAAGCAUCACAACAAGAAAUCCCUGCCAGCAUACAUCCGAUUGUGCAGUUACACACAUUUGCCAACCACUUCCCCUUUUUUUCCUGUGGAACACUAAAUUGCAGAAGUCUCUCUGAAAUGUCAGAAUGGAUCACGUUCAAAACCCUGAAACCUGUAAAAUCUGGACCAGCAGCGAUUUUAAUGAUCAUGGUUUGACUUUGGGAACUGUCUGAUCCUGAUUCAAAGGCUGCCAGUCAUGUUGGAGCCUGGAUCUGUGGAUGAGGGAGUAUUAUGUGGUUCACCAUCAGUCUGCAAGUUUGUUUACCCGCCGUAUUUGUUCAGAGAAACAUAUGAGCUGAACGUAUUUUAUGUGGCAACUGGCUUUUUCUCUGGACUGCUUGCUCUGCCUGCUGGCUGUGGCCGGGAUCACCAAUGGAUAGUACCAUUACGCUCUCCACAUCCCUAAUUACUUGGGAAAUGUCUACUUUCUGAAUAGACUUUUGUGUUAAAUCUGAGGCCAAAUGGAGGAACUAAGGGCAUCUGCUCACCGGAGUCAAAGACCAAAGGAAUUUCCUCUGUUGGAAGUCUGAGCCCAAUGGGAUAAGAACUAAAAACACUGAACUGUACAAGACUGUAAGACUUUACAGGUAAUUACUCAAAAGCAAUCUGGAGUACCCCUCUCCCACAAUGCAUUGCCAUAUGAGGAAGAAACGGACCACACGCGACCCUGAUUUCUCAGCUAUCGCGGUUCCCUCAAUGCACGGGUCCGGGUAUCUGGACUACGCAGUCGAGACCCACGCUUCCAGAUCCCUCGAGGUCAUGGAGGAAUUCAGACGGCAGGAGAUGUUGUGUGACCUGGUGCUACAUGUCACAAACAAGGAAAGGACGGUGGACUUCAAGGUGCACAAGGUGGUGCUGGCCUCCUGCAGCCCGUACUUCAGAGCCAUGUUCACCAGCAGCUUCAAAGAGUGUCGCGCCUCCGAGGUGACUCUUCGUGAUGUCUGCCCCCAGGUGGUGGGAAGACUUAUUGACUUUGCCUACACCUCCCACAUCACAGUGGGAGAGAAGUGUGUGUUGCACGUUCUUAUGGCUGCUAUGAGGUAUCAGAUGGAUGACGUUGCCAAGGCAUGCUGCGAUUUCCUCACUAAGCACCUGGAGCCUGCUAAUGUCAUCGGCAUCGCCCGCUUCGCAGAGGAGAUCGGCUGCACGGAGCUGCACCAGCGGAGUCGAGAGUAUAUCAAUACACACUUCAGUGAGGUGACUAAAGAAGAGGAGUUCUUCAGCCUGUCUCACUGCCAGCUGCUGGAGCUCAUCAGUCAGGACAGUCUGAAGGUGCUCUGUGAGUCUGAGGUGUAUAAGGCCUGCACAGACUGGGUCCGCUGGGAUAUGGAGGGCAGAGCCCAGUACCUGCAUGCCCUCCUGAAUGCGGUUCAUAUCUACGCCCUGCCACCUAAGUUCCUAAAGAACCAGCUCCUGUCCUGCCCCAUCCUCAGCAAGGCCAAUUCCUGUAAGGACUUCCUGUCUAAAAUCUUCCAGGAUAUGACAUUGAGGAAGCUGCCUCCUGCACCGAACCGGGGAACUCAACUCAUCUACGUGGCCGGCGGAUACCGGCAGCAUUCACUGGCCUCCAUGGAGGCUUAUGAUCCCAGGAGGAACAUGUGGCUAAAACUGGCUGACAUGGGGUCUGCAUGUAGUGGUCUGGGGGCCUGUGCGCUGUUUGGACUGCUCUAUACUGUCGGAGGCAGGAACCUGUCGCUUCAAAACAACACCGAGUCCAGCGCCCUGUGCUGCUACAACCCGAUGACCAACCAGUGGAGCCAGCGAGCCUCCCUCAACAUCCCCAGGAACAGGGUCGGGGUGGGCGUGGUGGACGGCUGCAUCUAUGCCGUCGGAGGCUCCCAGGGCUCCACACAUCACAACACAGUGGAGAGGUGGGAUCCGGAGUCUAAUCGCUGGUCCUAUGUUUGCCCGAUGUCGGUGGCUCGUCUGGGCGCUGGAGUGGCGGCGUGUGGGGGGGUUCUGUAUGUGGUGGGGGGAUAUGAUGGGACCAAUCGCUGGAACACUGCUGAGAAAUACCAGCCUGACACUAACACCUGGCAGCAGCUGGCACCAAUGAACACUAUACGCAGCGGACUGGGACUGGUGUGUCUGAACUCUCACCUGUACGCAAUAGGAGGGUACGAUGGGCGGAGCCAGCUGUGUUCUGUGGAGCGUUACAAUAUAGCCAGGAACCAAUGGGAGCCCAGGGCCUCCAUGCAGUACUGCCGCAGUGCACACGGAGUCACAGUCCACCAGGGACGCAUCUUUGUCCUCGGAGGCUUCAACCAGCACGGCUUCCUGUCCAGCGUCGAGUGUUACUGUCCAGACAGAAACGAAUGGACGUGCGUCACCGACAUGCCCGUUGGACGCAGCGGCAUGGGCGUCGCCGUUACCAUGGAGCCCUGUCCCGGCAGCCUGCCAGAGCAAGAGGAGGACGAGGAUGGAGUCACAUGAGGAUGAGGACUAAGUCUCAAGUGUUGAGUACGGUUCCAAGUGGUGCUGCUUUUCAAGAGAGGGGUUAAGUGGGUUCAAUAAAUAAAAAGACAUUCCAAUAUGAAAACUCCUCGUACAUCGCCGCUCUCAUGGAUCUCAUUAUUAUCGCCCCGUGGAGUACUGCAGGUAUGGAAACGCUGAAGAGGAAGUUUCUACAUCUGCUAGGGGGGACGAGUGACACAGAGACGCUGGUAGCAUGACGGUGACCUCGCAAUGAACAAGGUGCUAGAGAUAAUCUCAAAUAAUGGUACUAUUUGUAUCCCCUCGGCUGUUUUUAAUCUCUUAGUGUUACAUUUUAUUUGUAAAUUUACAAAGUGAAACGACCUUCAGUGUCCUGAUUUCUAAUUCCUCACUCUUGUGUUGUAUCUCUACCUCUGUCUGUGUCUAAAUGAGCACUUUUCUUAUGUGUUAUUCUUUAUUUUGUGACAAUAUUGUCUCACCCAAAACUGCCAUUUUGUGCGCAUUCACCAUAUUUUAUUUCUGAAAAUAAAGCUAAUCAAAUGUG
This is a messenger RNA of Sebastes umbrosus (honeycomb rockfish), 3504 nucleotides long. RefSeq names its product kelch-like ECH-associated protein 1a (gene keap1a). Bases 1155 to 2960 code for a protein of 601 amino acids. The record is from RefSeq and is a predicted model, not a curated record. Lineage: Eukaryota; Metazoa; Chordata; Actinopteri; Perciformes; Sebastidae. The transcript is spliced from 12 exons. Gene Ontology annotation, molecular function: protein binding.